Messenger RNA from Acanthisitta chloris (rifleman), 3078 nucleotides. RefSeq names its product calponin homology domain containing 2 (gene CFAP47). The record is from RefSeq and is a predicted model, not a curated record. The transcript is spliced from 22 exons. The annotation marks the transcript as partial. NCBI's taxonomy places the organism in Eukaryota, Metazoa, Chordata, Aves, Passeriformes, Acanthisittidae. Gene Ontology annotation, molecular function: protein binding.
AUGAUCUUCACUGAUGAAGAAGAUAACAGGUUCUCAAUUCAGGUUGCUGCAACAGCGGAGAAUUGUCUUCUUACUUUAUACCCAUACUUGGCAUUUCACGGCUCCAAUCAACAAAUUAUCCUGAGAAGCGACAGUAAAGACUGCAAUAGUGGAGAAGUUGUUCUGCAACCACGUUUUAUUCCACAAUCGUUUUCCCAUAGUCCUUCCUCAGGUUCCUUUGGUGCAACCACUCACUCAACCUAUGCAGAUUCUCAGUCAGACUCAGAUGCAGCUUCAGAGAGUGAUGAAGAGAUAAGUCAGGAGAGGGAAGAUGUCAGCGGAAGUGAUAAGAGAAAAAAUAAAUUUGAACCAUCAUUUUUUCCAGAUGAAAAGAAGUACAGCUUCUUUCACCAAACCCUAACUGCUGUUAAGAAUUGGUUCACACUCUUUGGUUGGUCCAAGGGACAAAAUCCUAUUUCAGUACCUCAUUCACUGAGACGUGAUGUGUGUAUAGUCCAUAUGACUGUUUCUCAAGACAAGACUUCAAAACAAAAUGUUGGCAAAGCUAUGAAGACUUUUUGUGAGAUGUUAUUCCAUCUGAGUGGACAGUCAGUAACAGGCAUUGCAUUGAGCCCAGCAUUGCCCCUUGAUCCAGUGGAACGAAUGUUGCAGCUCCACUGGCAGCAUUCUACAUUGCUUUCUCUCCUUAAAAGCCAAGGAGCAUACCUUGCUCAUGUGAUGCCAGAAUUUCUGCUUGAACCUGAAGAUUAUAAGAAAUGGAUUAAAGUACAAACUGCGAGGAAGGGUCAAGUGGCUGAGUCAAAAAAAGAUGUGAAAACCUCAAGCAGCUGUGACAAGCAGAUGUUUGUCCUGGAGGACAAUGUGUUUGAGACAAUGAGCAAACGAGCUUGGACUGAUGUGCUACUGCAGAUAUACAAGGUGUUUGUUCUUCGACGUGUUCCUUCCCAUAGUCUCACUGACUCAUCCAGCUUGGAGAUUAUACAGAACAUGCCAAGAAUAAAAUCAGAACCUUUAUCCAGUAAUAUAUAUUCUCCACAUGAGCGAACCAUCCUCACCUGGUUGAAUAAACAUUAUGAGAAGAAUCGAAAAAUUGUGUGGAAAGAUUGUGAAAAAGGUGAAGUACCACCAAUGAGAUGGAUAGUGAAUUUUGACCGAGAUCUUCUAGAUGGUCUGGUAUUGGCAGCACAAGUGGCAGCUUAUUGUCCAUAUCUGAUUGCUACUCACUUUGUAAGGAUGUACACUAGUCCAAGGACUCAUGAACAGUUCCUGCACAACUGUUUGAUACUUGUGAAUGCAAUGCAAGCUGUUGGUCUGGCUAUAGGCAUCAAGGCCACUGAUAUCUGUGAUCCAAAUCCUGUCAUGAUGCUUAUUUUGUGUGUCUACCUGUAUGAAAGUCUCCCUCACUACCUGCCCAAGAACACUAUAGAAUUUACAGGUGCUCUCCAUGCAACUGUGGUUAAACAGGUGUGUCUGAAGAACCCAAGCAGUAAAAGGUUGAUGUACAAUGCUGUUCUUCUGGGAAGAGAUGCUGAUGAUUUCUCAAUACCUAAAGGAAACACUGUCACCAUUGCCCCUCAGAAACAGGAGUGUGUGACUGUGGCAUUCCGGAGCCGUUUCCUGCGCCCUGCUGAAGCUGUGCUGCUACUGAGCUCCAAGAGAGUCGGGGGAAUAGAUGGUGCCACACUGACAUUCUCUCUGAAAUCUGAAGUCAAACAUAUUGAGCCUGCUGGUAAAAUAAAGUGCAAAUCCCCAUGUUAUGAGCUGAAGAAAGUUAGCCUAAAUGUGACUAAUCCCUUCGGAACUGAAGGCAUAUUCAGGGUCAUUUUGUUGGAAUCCAGAACCUGCUUAAUGCAGCCAAAGCAAGUGAAUCAAGCUAGGCAAGUAAAGCAAGAGCAAACAUUCAGCUUAGUGAUCCAUGCAGGUUCCAGUGGCCUCACAGCUCCUCCUGCAUCCUCAUACUCCAGCCGUCUGAGUGAUUUCGUGCCCCUGCUCUGGCAGGUCCAUGUCUUUCCUGCCGUGGGGACUGGAGAGCUGGAUGCAGCUCUCUGGAUUGGAGAAUUUGUAUACCUGAUAGAGGGAAGAGGUGAUAUACCUUUGCCUUCGAAAUUGCCUCCAAUGCACAGUCCAAAUGUUUUGCAUACGAGCAGCACAUUAGAAGGUCCAAGUACAGUAAAGCCAGUGUUAUAUUUGAAAUGUGGACUUGCUCAGAUUCUUGAAGAAAACCUGAGGAUUCCACUGGUCAAUGAAUCAAGAGAGAGAGCUCUGGCAAUUGCUGCAGAGCAGCAGAUGUCAGCGACCGAAUACGAGAGAAGAUCCAUCACAGGGACUCUGCAGGGCAGCAGUGUUCGAGUUGCCACUGCCUUGUUAGGGCUGUCCACAGUGGAGAGACAUGAACUUCUGAAACCUCGUAAAUACCCCCCAGAGCUGAAGUAUGUGGAUUACAGUGUAGAAGUGAGCAUGGAAGAAUUCUUUGAAGUUCCUAAAAAGUUGUCUAUUCCAGUAUUGGCAUCAAGCAGAGUUGACUUGAAAGCUUCAUCUGCAAAAAUCCUUUCAUCUCAUAAAACAGAUGGAAGGGAUACAGUUGAGCUUCCUAUAAAAUUCACUCCUGGCCAGGCUGGUUGCUAUCGGUGUCAGAUUCUUCUGAAGUCCUCCCACGAUGUUCGGGUCUAUGAGAUUGAAUGUGUAGUGAAUACAGACCAGGCCGAAGCAGAGCUUGAAUUUCUAACUCCAGCUUGCCAGGCUGUGACUCAGGAUAUACCAAUUACUAACAUAUCCAGUGAGGACUGGAAACUUGAAGCAGUUUUGGAAGGACAGGGAUUUUAUGGCCCUCCUCUAAUAAAUGUGGGUGUAGGUGAAACAGCUCUGUAUCCUCUCACAUUCAAUCCUGUUGCUGAGUGCAUAACAACGGGAAGGCUGAUUCUGCAAAAUGCUACAGCUGGCAUUCAAAACAUCUUUAGUCUUAAGGGAAUAGGGAAGAAACCUCUGGCACAGAGUGUUGUGAUAGAUUGCCAAGUGAGAAAGGUCACUCGAAAAAUUUUAUGGGUGCCCAAUCACACCAAGAACAAGAUAACAUACAAG